AUGUAUACACAAGCAAUUAAAAUGCCAGUGCAAAAAGAUUUAAAUAUUGUUAAGAUUGCCGUUCAGAUGACAGGCCAAAUGCCUCAAUUGAUUGAAUUCAAUCAAAAACAACCAUUGGCUGGAAUAAUACAAGGCCUUUGUAAUGAAUGGAGUCUUACUGAUCCAGAGACGUAUUCUCUUCAAUUUUCUGAAAAUAACAAUCAAAACUACAUAACUGAAAAAAAUAGAAAUGAAAUAAAAAACGGAAGUGUUUUGAGAUUGGAACAUUCGCCUAGUAAAACAGCCGGUGAUAUUCUACACAAAUUAAAUAAUGGAACAGCUGAGGAUAAAUUAGCAGCGUUACAAAAAUUAAGUACUCUUAGUAAUGACAUUACUUUUGCACAUGAAUUUAUAAACAAACAAGGACUAGCCUUAAUUAUAUCACAAACUGAGUCAGGAAAAUUUAAAUCAACAGCAUUAGCAUGCUCUCUUCAAUCAUUUGUCGAGCUAAUGGACCACGGAAUAGUAUCUUGGGACAUUUUGGAGCCACCGUUCAUAAACAAAGUCGCGAGUUAUGUAAAUAAUCAAUCAGUGGCUCAAGAUUCUAAUGUAAUUGAGGCAUCUUUGAGCAUCCUCGAAAACAUAGUCCUGAAUUCGUCUGGCAAAUACGGUUUGGUUGAGAAAGAAGUCACAUUUCCGAAUCUCGUGAUGCAUUUGCAAAGCAUGUCACCACAGAUUCAGCAAAAUACAAUUGCAUUGAUAAAUGCACUAUUUUUGAAAGCCGACUUGAUAAAGAGGCGCGCUGUAGCAGCAACACUUCAAUCUAAGCAAGUGCGUAAUGUUUUUCUCACCAACGUAAUACAGUCGACCGGCCAAGUAGGCACUGAAAUGGCUCACCAGCUCUACGUCUUACAAACGUUGGUGCUGAGUUUGCUUGAGCAACGCAUGAUGACCAAAAUGGACCCACAGGAUCAGGAUGCGCAUGAUAAAAUUAAAGAAUUACGUCGUAUUGCCUUUGACACUGAGGGAAACGUCAGCAGCGGUGAUGUUGCUGCACGCAAGCAAGGUCUUUUUGCCAAAGAUUAUAAAAAAUUGGGCUUUAAAUAUGACAUUAAUCCUGCAUUGGACUUCAACGGUACGCCGCCUGGUAUGCUGGCGCUUGAUUGCAUGAUUUACUUUGCUAGGAAUCACACUGAGUCGUACACCAAAGUCGUUUUGGAACAUUCUUGUCGUGCUGAUGAACAUGAAUGUCCUUUUGGUAGGACUAGUGUUGAACUUGUUAAACUAUUAUGCGAGGUAUUGAGGAUUGGAGAAGCACCGAGUGAACAAGGCCAGUCAUAUCACCCAAUGUUUUUCACUCAUGAUCAUCCCUUCGAAGAGUUUUACUGUGUGUGUAUCGUCCUGCUGAACAAAACGUGGAAAGAAAUGCGGGCUACUACAGAAGAUUUUGUCAAAGUGUUUUCCGUAGUGCGUGAACAAAUCACUCGCGCUCUCCAAUGUAAACCAACGGGACUAGAUAAAUUUAGAAAUAAAUUGCAACAGCUUACAUACUCAACGAUCACCAACUUGUGGCAACAGGAAAGAACUAAUCGAGAAGAGUGGGAGAGUCAUGCAAAGCCGAUUGUUGAAUUGCGAGAGCAAAUAACUCCUGAAAUACUUGACCUUAUUCAGCAGCAGCGAUUGGGCUUCCUGGUAGAAGGCACCAGAUUUACUAAAUACAGUGCUAGAGGCCAGAGAAUAAAAGAUAAAUUUUGGUACGUUCGUUUGUCGCCGAAUCACAAAGUGUUUCAUUAUGGUGAUUGCGAUGAAAAGUCAGUCCCUACAAUUGAUGAUCUUCCGAUGAAACUCGCUGUCGUUGACAUACGUGGGCUGCUUAUCGGAAGAGACUGUCCACAUAUGAAGGAUUUGCAGAGACGAAAGACUACUCAUCAGUUGGCAUUUUCGCUGGUGCUAGAUUCAGUUGAAGUAUCUAAUUUAGAUUUCGUGGCACCGGAUGAACAAGUUUUUGAUUAUUGGACUGAUGGUAUCAAUGCGUUACUUGGAAACAAAAUGACAAGUAAAGAAACGGAAAAUGACUUAGAAACACUUUUAUCGAUGGAUAUUAAAUUAAGAUUACUUGAUGCUGAGGGCAUUGACAUUCCUCAAGAUCCACCACCAGUACCAGAACCACCACCAAAUUACGAUUUCUGCUUUGAACUUUAA
Messenger RNA from Cotesia congregata, 2181 nucleotides. The record is from the annotation of a GenBank genome assembly. NCBI's taxonomy places the organism in Eukaryota, Metazoa, Arthropoda, Insecta, Hymenoptera, Braconidae.